This is a messenger RNA of Centruroides sculpturatus (bark scorpion), 450 nucleotides long. RefSeq lists its product as uncharacterized. The record is from RefSeq and is a predicted model, not a curated record. NCBI's taxonomy places the organism in Eukaryota, Metazoa, Arthropoda, Arachnida, Scorpiones, Buthidae. The transcript is spliced from 5 exons. The coding region runs from base 1 to 450 and encodes 149 amino acids.
AUGAUUUUAUUUUGGUUUCUGGCCUUAACUUCAAUCUUUUCUUCCAUUGUUUGUUCAGAAAAUUGGAGGGAAGAAAACAUUUAUCCUCCCAAUACGGUCGACAUUUUCAGUGCUCGAUAUUGUGCUUUGAAAGAUCGUUCCGAGAUGAUCUCUUGCGGGUUAGUCAAUGGAAUGGAACUCGUUAGAGAAUUCUACAGAAAUUGCGUUCAGCAAGUAAAGUUUUUCCAGAGUUUAGACGAAGUCGAUAAUUACGUUUGCAAUUUGAAAUACGACCAGAAAGAAUAUGAAAAAUACAUAAAAUGCUUCCGCGGAGCCAUGUUUGCUUUGAACCGAUACCAACCCACAACCUUCGAUAAAAUAUUAAAAUGCUUUUCGAAAGUAGAAGGAAAGGAAGAAUGGAAAGAUAAACGUCACACUUACGCCAAGGAAGUCAUUUACGGAAUAUACUAG